AGAAAAGAGAAUGUGCUGAGGGAAGGAAAAGCAGAGAUACAUUAAUGAAGGGAGGAGGAGAUAAACACCUAACCAUAAGUAAAGAUAACAAGGACAAAUAAGUAAGGGUAAGCAUGCGAUGCAUGCAUUCAUUUUAUGUCCAUAUAAGGAAAGUUUGGCCACCAUUAUGUUAGAAACAAGAGCAGAUGUGGGCGUUAUCCUCAGAUAUGGGCGUUAUCCAUAGGGUUGAAAGAUAAUGGUGGCAGAAAGCACAAAGGGUUUUUCUUCAUUUACAUAAAGGAUGGACCUAUGUAUUGUAUGUGCAUAAAAGCAGAGCUGGGGCCUGAGAAAGUCAGUUGUUCCGCGGACCAGCUCGGCUUUGCUACUUUGUAUUAAAGUCUAUAUUGAAUUUACAAGUUCUUGUAAGAGUGAUACUUUUAACACAAUUUUCCACAACAUACUUUGGCGAGCUUGCCAGGAGUUGAAGGGACCUCAGACAACGGCGUUUUUGGUUGGUGACGGUUUUUCUGGAGCAGUCUCGCAAACGGGUGGCCGCCCAACUAUAAUAAGGAAACACCUAUCGCACCCCCCCUCCUCCCUCCAACCUUCCUCCCCCCUCCCCCUCCUGGAGUCCCCGUGUCGUACCUCUCCCGGUAGCACCUUACUGCUGGGUAUGAAGAGGCUGUCUGUGCUGCUGGUCGACUGCAGGAGAACACCGGAGCUAAGGGACAGCCGUAACCGUCGCUCUCUCAGUAGAAGAGGCAUAUCUGGGGAGGCUAACCAACAGGAUGCUGACGAGGCAGAGAACAGUCUCUCCAGAUCAGAACACCUCAAACACCAGCAGAGACUUACAGGGAAGAAACCUCACCGCUGCUCUGACUGUGGAAAGAGUUUCACCUCUUCAGCAAAACUUAAAACACACCAGAGAAUUCAUACUGGAGAGAAACGUUAUAGCUCUUCAGACUGCGGGAUAAGUAUUUUGCAAGUAGGAAACCGAACAAAACACCAGCUGACCCAUACAGGAGAGAAACCUUUUAGCUGUGAUCAAUGUGGGAGGAGAUUCACAAAGUCAGGAACCCUGACAAUUCACCAACGAAUACACACAGGAGCAAAACCGUUUCACUGCACAGACUGUGGGAAAAGUUUUGUUCAAUUAGGCAACCUGAAAAUUCAUCUGCGGACACACACACAAGAGAAGCCGUACCACUGCUCUGACUGUGGGAAUAGUUUUGCUCAUUCAAGAAAUCUGAUAAAGCACCAGCGCAUACACACAGGAGAGAAACCUUACAGCUGUGAUCAAUGUGGGAAGAGAUUUACUAGCUCAGACUCCCUGAUAAAACACCAGAGAACACACACUGGAGAGAAGCCUUACCACUGUUUGGACUGCGGGAAGAGUUUUACUCAGGCAAGCAACCUGAAAACACACCAGCGCAGACACCUAGGCCAGAAGCUUCACCACUGUUCAGAUUGUGGAAGUAACUUUUCAACAUCACGUGGUUUAGAGCUGCACCAGCGAACACACACAGGUGAGAAACCUUACUACUGCUUCAGCUGUAGUAAGAGUUUUGCUAGAUUAGAUGGACUGAUAGUGCACCAGCGAACACACACAGGCGAGAAGCCUUUUAGCUGUGAUCAGUGUGGGAAGAGAUUUGCUCAGUCAGCACACUUGACUGUACACCGGAGAACACACUCUGGAGAGAAACCAUACCCCUGCUCAGACUGUGGAAUGAGCUUUAUUAAUUCAAGUCACCUGAAGGUACAUCAGAGUGUACACACAGGAGAGAAGCCUUAUAACUGUGAUGUAUGUGGCAAAAGUUUUGUUACAUCAGGAAGUCUGGCUUCACACCUUCGAACCCACACUGGAGAGAGGCCUUACCAUUGUACCGACUGUGGGACAAGCUUUCGCAGGUCAUACCAUUUAAAAUUGCACCAGAGAAUGCACACAGGAGAGAAGCCUUACCAUUGUGCCGACUGUGGGAAAAGCUUUGUCGGGUCAGACGGUUUAAAAUUACACCAGAGAACACACACAGGAGAGAAGCCUUACCACUGCUCUGACUGCGGAAUGAGCUUAACCACUUCAGGUGGACUUAAAAUACACAAGAGAACACACACAGGAGAGAAACCAUUCCACUGCUCUGACUGUGGGAAAAGAUUUAAUCAGUCUGGGCAGUUGACUUUACACCAGCGAAUACACACUGGCGAAAAACCUUACCACUGCUCUGACUGUGGGCUGCAUUGUACUUCUUCAGGGGAUUUAAAAGUGCACCUGCGAACACACACGGGAGAGAAGCCUUUUGGCUGUGAUCAGUGUGGGAAGAGGUUCGCUCAGUCAGGAAGCCUGGUUGGACACAAGAGAACGCACACUGGAGAGAAGCCUUUUGGCUGUGAUCAGUGUGGGAAGAGGUUUAGUCAGUCAAGAACCCUGGCUGGACACAAGAGAAAACACCACACUGGAAUUGUUAAAGCUACAAAGACUGAGGGACAUCAACAAAACGUUAACAUUGAAAAACAGCAUCGCUAUAAGGAGAGAAAGAAAGCCCAGAUUGGAGAAAAGGCCUUAGGAGAGAGACCAGACUAUCACUCUGACACCAGAAAGAGUCCUACAGGGGUAUCAGACCCAGUGACAUCCAAACCAGCAAGACUGUUCCCAGUUGUGAAAAGAGAUUUAUCCGGUAACCAUGGUUGACAGAGGAAGAACAAUGAUUCCAAGCACCACCCUCCUUUUG
Molecule: messenger RNA, 2705 nt
Organism: Salmo salar (Atlantic salmon)
Lineage: Eukaryota; Metazoa; Chordata; Actinopteri; Salmoniformes; Salmonidae
Source: RefSeq, a predicted model, not a curated record